UUCCCUGCUGCAUUUCUGGUUGGAGGUGUUAUUUACCCUCUCUACAGAAGUAUUGUGCUCCCUAAAAGAAACUGAUUGCUGAUACAGGAUGGAAAGUUUCAGUGAAAAGUGGGAGCCUGUCUUAUAUUCUGCCAUGUAAUCGCCUGCCUGUGCAGUUGAUGAGUCAAGUGAGAGUUUAUACCUCCAAUGGUCAGAAGAAAGAUCUUGGAUCAGAAGAUACAAAUGGAUCAGCCCGUGGAGAAACCCUGCAUAAAGUUGAAACAGGACAAGAUACAGCCAAUGCAGGCCAAAAGCAGUCUUCACCUAAACAGCCAAUCCAAGUAAAAGUGAAACCAGUCCUUAAAAAAAGAGAAUAUGGACCAAAAUACACACAGAAUAACUUCAUCACUGGAGUCAGAGCAAUAAAUGAGUUUUGUCUUAAAUCCAGUGAUUUAGACCAGCUGAGAAAAAUUAAACGAAGAAGUCCCCAUGAUGACACUGAGACUUUCACGGUGUACCUGAGAUCGGAUGUAGAGGCAAAGUCUCUUGAAGUUUGGGGUAGUCCAGAGGCUCUUGCCAGAGAAAGAAAGCGACGUAAAGAGGCAGAGAUCAAGUACAGAGAAAAUUUGUUUAGAAACCAAAGGCUGUUGUGGGAAUAUAAGGAGUUCUUUGGAAAUACUAAGCCACGCUCCAGUACAGCAGCUAUGUUUUUCAAGGGACCAGGGAAGGUGGUAAUGGUAGCUAUUUGCAUAAAUGGGUUGAAUUUUUUCUUUAAGCUACUUGCUUGGGUUUACACGGGUUCUGCAAGUAUGUUUUCAGAAGCCAUACAUUCUUUAGCAGACACAUGUAACCAGGCAUUGCUAGCUUUGGGCAUCAGUCAGUCUGCAAGGACGCCUGACCCUAGUCAUCCAUAUGGUUUCACAAAUAUGCGCUAUAUUGCCUCCCUGAUUAGUGGAGUAGGCAUUUUCAUGAUGGGUGCAGGACUUUCUUGGUAUCAUGGGAUCAUAGGUUUACUCCACCCUCAUCCUGUGGAAUCUCUUCUCUGGGCAUACUGCAUUUUAGCAGGAUCAUUGGUAUCAGAAGGAGCAAUUGUCAGCCACAACUUUGUUGUUUCAGCCACCCUGCUUGUUGCUAUAAAUGAAAUUCGAAGGAGUGCUCGAGCCAAGGGUCUUUCAUUUUAUCAAUAUGUUGUGCAGAGUCGUGAUCCUAGUACCAAUGUGGUGUUACUGGAGGAUGCUGCAGCCGUCCUGAGCGUGGCUGUAGCUGCAACCUGUAUGGGACUGACUUCUUUAACAGGAAACCCCUAUUAUGACAGUGUGGGGUCUCUAGGUGUUGGAACUUUGUUAGGAACUGUGUCAGCAUUUCUGAUCUACACGAACACGGAGGCGCUGCUGGGACGAUCCAUUGAGCCUGAGCAGCUGCAGCGGCUCACCGAGUUACUGGAAAGUGAUCCUGUCGUGAGAGCAAUUCAUGAUGUUAAAGCCACAGACAUGGGAAUGAGCAAAGUGAGAUUCAAGGCAGAAGUAGACUUUGAUGGACGUGUGGUUACUCGGUCUUACCUGGAAAAACAAGAUAUUGAACAGCUGCUACAAGAAAUUCAGCAAGUGAAAACCCUUGAAGAAUUAGAAGCCUUUAUGCUUAAGCAUGGUGAGAAUAUCGUUGACACGCUGGGAGCUGAAGUAGACAGACUGGAGAAGGACCUGAAGCAACGAAAUCCUGAUGUUCGUCAUGUGGAUUUGGAGAUACUGUAGACUUGAGCAGGAGAAAUCUUCAUGUUGCUACCCUUGUGGAAGAAGUAAUGUAAAGGGCUGAAAAGCUUCUGGGAUUGCAGCGACCUCCGCACCAUACCUCGCUUCCUUUGCCCUAGGCUUCCUGGACUGUUAGCACUGCUUCUGUUUCUGGAAGAGCGCUAGACUUGCAGACAAAAAUUUCCAUGGAAAAACAGUUUCAAAAAGCUACUUGAGUUAAAUUCCACAGGAGAGUCAGUCCAAGUAUAUUUACUGCAAUUCAGAACUUAAAACUUGAGGUUUAGUUUGGCAAAUACAGCUGCCUGAAACUACACAACACAUGUAGUUUUCCCAUUUGUGUCCCUUUGCAGUCUGUUUGCACUUCUUUAGUUUCUUUCAAGAUAUCAUUAAAGGUUCUUGGGAGAUAUUAAGAUUAGAUAGGAAGAGUUUGUUCCAGUGGAACCUGCCAACCUUAAAUUGUAACAUUUCAACUGUGUGAUUGUUUCACAGUUUUUCUUUUCUAUGAGAUAAAUUGUUUCAUAUGGGCACUGGCCUUAUCUCAAGUACCAUGACCUGGAAACCUGCUUUUUGCCACCAUUGCAGCUGCACUUGAGGAAAACAAGGCUUUUCACCUUAGAGGAGCCAGCUGGAUGGGUUUAGCCAGAGUACAUUGAGCUACUGUGAAAAAUUACUGCGUACAAAUUUCGGUGCACUUCCUCUCUUUAAAUUUUGGUUUUUUCCCCUACUUUAACACUUGUUUUCUUAUUUGUAAGUAUCUUCAGAUGUGAUCUGGGAGAUAUUUAUGGUAGUGCUUAUUAAAAGUUACCUGGCAUUUUUGGCUUUUUAUAUUUUAAUAGACUCUAUUGCCAGAUAUGGUCUUUGCUAGAAGAUAUGAGAGAUGUAGCUGGAAUAUAUAAUAGUAAAAAAUUAUCUAUUUAUAAUUAAACAAAGAAUACAUUGUAUUUUUAAUUUAUUUACCUUUAGAUAUUACCUGAAUUCAAAACCACUUACUCUGAAUUUUUGUAUAUCUUGACCUUGCUUGUUUGGGAAAGUAGAGUAAUUCUAUCAGUGGUCCUCAACAAUCAGAGAUAAGUGAUUAGUUUAUAACUUGGAAAUGUGAAAUUCUAGUGCUGUGUACAAUUGUCUCAAGGCUUUCUGCAGUAGGUACUCAAGUUGUACCAGAUUCUUUGAGACCCAGUCUUUAUUAAGAAGGUCAUGAGUACUGAACAUGCAAGUUGAAAUAUAGGUGAAAUAACCGUAUUUAAGUAGCACUGAGGAAAAGUCUUUAUGCACUUUAAUGUAAAAUAAGAUUUGCUCAUGGGUGACAGGUGGUAAUAAGACCAUCCUAGUAACUCAGUUGCUGAAUAAUGGCUGAAUUGCUGAAAAAAGAAAUGUUGAUAUGAAACACAAGUCUUCAAAAAUCAAUUUAAGAUAUUAUAAGUAUUGCUGCAAAUAGUUGUGGAGACCAAUAUGUACAGAUUUCACUAAAAGCAUUUUAGAUUUUUUUUUUUUUCAUACUAGGUGUCACUUUACGAGUGAACAGUGAGAAUUUAAAAUAACAUGCCUUUUUGACAACUGCAAAGCACUUUGCAUGCUGGUCAUUUUAAGUAGAAAAACAUUCCAGAGUUAAGUUACUGAUGGGGCUUCACAUACAGUAAUUGUGGGUGAAAGGAUCUUCUUGGUACCCUUUUCCAUAAUCCCUAUUCACUGGUGGCUUCUUUAUAGCAUAUUACCUUAUUAUAGCUAAUUCAAAAGAAGGCUUACUUUAUCUGCUUUUCUCCUAUUGCAAAACUAGUUAGUAUAUUUAAACCUGAUGAUUUAAAAUGCAGUUUAAAGGUAAUUUGGAAGUCUCCCAUAUCAAAUAAAUAAGGCAUAUUUUUAGCACAUUAUAAAUAAUUUACCUUUCUCCUCACCCUUCUAUGUAAAAUUCAUCUCAUCUCAGUAUGCACUCUCCUGGUAUUAGUCUUAUUCAUGAAGAGCACUGGAAUCUGGUAACGCAUAACAUGUUUUCUUCUCCCUGGAAUAUUUAUAUGGAUUUUGAAUUUGAAUAAACACAUUAAUAAACCAGAUAUUUCAGAAAUCAAAAACCUGAAGAGAAGUAAAACUGGGAAAAUGUUCUUCCUGCAGAGGUUAGUGAAGACAGCCAAUGUGAUCCAAGUGGUUUGCAUGCUGGAGUUACUGAUGAAUGAGUAGUGUCAGUGUGCUCUUUGCAGGGCAGAACUUUCCCUGCAAGGUUAGUAAAUGUUACCUAAUUAGCAAAGUGUUCCUGUAUCAUUUUCAAGAGGAGGUAUGAGCUUAUAUUCUUACAAGACAUCUGCUCUAAAAGUCUAUUAAAAUGGAUUUUUUUAUUCAUUGGAGAUGUAAUUCAUCUGAAUUCUGAUCUUAGUUUCCUUAUUUGAGUCAGAAGAAUACCCAUUCAAACCUUUUGUUUAUAUUCCAAGAGAGAAUUGUGUUCCUUGUCUCCUAGUUUGCUGAUUGUAGCAUCACAAUAUGAUAAAUUCAAGAUACCAGGCUUGAGUGGUUUUGAGUACAUUACUGUUGACCUGUCUGAGGACCCAGUUGUGUUUUGUUAAGUGGCCUGGAUGGUGAUGUACUACAAAAAGGCAGGCAGACUGGUUUUGGCAGAAAGUAAGUUUACAUGUCAGGCAGUUGGAUGGAAGUACUGAUUCAUUGAGCCUGCUAGGUUUGAAAAGAAUAGUAAUUCCAAGCUGUUACAUUUUAAUUUAUAUGUUAAAAUUCACAAAUUGUUUUUAACAGAUAUGGCAUAUUUACUGCUUUUUUUUCUUUAACUGUCUUUAUAGUCAAAACUUUGAGGUAAUGUGGGUCCACUACUUAGUUUACUUUUAUUUUAAUGUUUUUGAGGAAAACAAUUAGGUAAUAAAUUUACAUUUACAUGCUAGAGUCCUCAGAUUAAAAAACUGUACAUGUGUGAAGGAGUGAAUUUUUCUUUAUCACAAAUGCAAUUACAAAAUGGGAUUUUUUACAGAUUUUAAGGAAAAUAAGUGAGGAUUUACCUAACAAUAAAGUUAUAUUCUAGGAUUUUUUCAAUUAAGGUGUGGUGUUUUAAAAUAAUUUAUUUCUGUAGACUGGCCUUGCAGGUUCUGUUUUUUUCAGAUUUUGUUCCAACUAUGGCUGCCCUCUCUGCUUUGUGGAAGAUUUCUUAUAUGCUGUGCAGUGACUCAUAAUUCUGUAAAACUUGCAAUGUUUUAAAAGCUUGUCUUAGUGAUCCAAUAUACUGAAUGAUCUUAAUGUAUUUGAAGUCCAUGUUGGCUGGAUACUAAUAAUACAUUUUUCUAUAGAAUUUUUUUUUUCCAUAAAGGAUAAAAUUUUGAAGUGAUUGUCUUUCCCCCAGCAAUGAACUUCAAGUCUAAAUUGUCUCCAUUAUACACUAGAAUUCUGCUUUUGA
This is a messenger RNA of Pyrgilauda ruficollis (rufous-necked snowfinch), 5112 nucleotides long. RefSeq names its product solute carrier family 30 member 9 (gene SLC30A9). The transcript has 18 exons. Bases 159 to 1730 code for a protein of 523 amino acids. Gene Ontology annotation, cellular component: membrane; nucleus. Lineage: Eukaryota; Metazoa; Chordata; Aves; Passeriformes; Passeridae. The record is from RefSeq and is a predicted model, not a curated record. Gene Ontology annotation, molecular function: monoatomic cation transmembrane transporter activity. Gene Ontology annotation, biological process: positive regulation of transcription by RNA polymerase II; transmembrane transport; zinc ion transport.